Cucurbita maxima (winter squash) is the source of this 2014-nucleotide messenger RNA. Its product is annotated as serine/threonine-protein kinase PEPKR2-like. Gene Ontology annotation, molecular function: calmodulin binding; calcium/calmodulin-dependent protein kinase activity; ATP binding. Lineage: Eukaryota; Viridiplantae; Streptophyta; Magnoliopsida; Cucurbitales; Cucurbitaceae. Bases 258 to 1682 code for a protein of 474 amino acids. Gene Ontology annotation, biological process: intracellular signal transduction; protein autophosphorylation; peptidyl-serine phosphorylation. The transcript has 4 exons. Gene Ontology annotation, cellular component: nucleus; cytoplasm. The record is from RefSeq and is a predicted model, not a curated record.
AUAUACUAUUGUCGUUUGGAUUGCUUGAUUUUCUCUCCCGGAAGGAAUGUGAUCGGAGAUUGCUAGGGUUUCGGCUUCUGUCUUCAACAUCUUUUAUGUGUACAACGGAUCGAUAUUUGAUUUCAUGGUGGUACGGUUAUUUUGAUUUCGCUCAUCGUAACCGGCGAUUUGAUAUGCGAGUGGUGAAGGAUAUUGCGGCCUUUGAAGUUUUCAGUUAUCCAAACUCGCGCGUAAGAGCUGUUGGUUAAUUCGAUUUGAUGAGGAAGAAAAGGAAAGGAACCGAGACUGAUAAUGGACAACCUUUGGACUUACCAGAUAAUGUGACAGAAACUCGUGAUUCGCGAUCUUCUAAACUGAAGGCUACUUACUCGCUAGUAGAUUACACGAGGUUGAAUAAAAGGUGCAAGGAGAAUGUGGGUAUUGAACCAGUUCCUUCAUGUAAGAGUAGGUUUGCAGCCAUAGCUACAGCCCCACCUAUUGGGAGUUCGUCUCUGAUUCCUCCUGUUAGAGGUUUGAAGAGGAAGAUUGGAUGCAUAGACGUGGCUACGCAAAUUGGGCGAAAACGUAACAUCGAAAAUGAUUAUGUUUCAGGCGAGACCAUUGGGCAUGGAAAAUUUGGUUCAGUUUGGCUGUGUAAAUGUAAGCUUACUGGAGCUGAGUAUGCUUGCAAAACUCUGAAAAAAGGAGAAGAGACUGUGCAUAAGGAGGUGGAGAUAAUGCAGCACUUAUCUGGCUACCCGAGUGUUGUGACAUUGCUGGCAGUGUAUGAGGAGUCAGAAUGUUUUCACCUGGUUAUGGAACUGUGUCGUGGAGGUCGUUUGGUUGAUCAGAUGGUCAGUGAAGGUCAAUAUUCGGAGCAUCGAGCAGCUAAUAUACUCAAGGAAGUGAUGUUGGUUAUAAAGUAUUGUCAUGAUAUGGGGGUUGUACAUCGAGACAUAAAGCCCGAAAAUAUUCUUCUCACGACGUCUGGGAAGAUCAAGCUUGCAGAUUUUGGCCUGGCCACUAGGAUUUCAUGUGGCCAGAGUUUAACUGGUCUGGCUGGAAGCCCAGCUUAUGUGGCCCCUGAAGUGUUGUCGGGAAAUUACUCUGAGAAGGUGGAUAUUUGGAGUGCUGGUGUGCUCCUCCAUGCUCUUUUGGUUGCCACUCUUCCUUUCCAAGGCGAUUCGGUAGAAUCAGUUUUUGAAGCAAUAAAGAACACCAAGCUCGACUUCCACUCCGGGAUGUGGGAGUCCAUAUCUAAACCUGCUCGAGAUCUCAUCGAGGGAAUGUUGACGAGAGAUAUUUCAGCUAGGAUAACGGCAGAAGAAGUUUUAAGGCAUCCCUGGAUAUUGUUUUACACCGAACGCACGUUCAAGACGCUUCCCGUCAAACUGAAACUGAAGAAUCAAGAAUCUUGCCAACAGUCUCCCAUUGCAGCCAAAAUUAAGCCUAACAGAAACAGAUUUGACAGUGCAGCUAUUGCUGCCUCCCUUAGUGAAGUCUCUAAUCUUUCAUCAUCUGAAAAUUCUAAUGCCAACAGUGACGAUGUCGACGACUCCUUUCUGGUGGACGCACUUGCAACAGCUAUUUCACACGUGACAAUUUCCGAGCCAAAGAGAAGCAGGCUGUGUGUUCCUACAGGCCGUAUUGAGCAGCACAGCUCCUCUAACAUGAAAGCUAACAAUCUCUGUAAAGCGUUUUGAUCCUGCGAGUGUGCCAACGUUGUCGUCGACAUUGUUCUCUCCUGUUUUUUUUCCUAAGCUGGGGAACUACUAGUACUUACAGGUAACACAACCGGGAUGAAUUUCUCCAAGUAGCUAAGAGGGUGAUUUCCAGGCCAACAUCAACGAAAUUUAACGAGUUUUAUUAAUAUGCACUCUAUGUUAGUCAAUGCCUGAGGUGCAUUAAAUCUGAUUAGAAGUGUGUGAUUUUGUGCUUUAAGUCUAAUAAUUGUCUUGACAUGAAUUGACAAAUUUGAUGUACAUAUUUUGUAAAUACAGCAGUAAUGAGAAGAGAGGGCAUUUUGAUUUUCUCA